ACUUCCGCUUACGCGCCCCACUUCCGCUUCCGGCCCUAGGCUGUGGUGGCUAGCGGUGUGGGGUGGGUUAGAAGGCAGUAGGUGCUGGAGGCGGAGGCGGGUGCCGUCUUUGCGCGGCCGUGGGAUCCUGCGAGCUGGUGCGGAGGAGCGCCGGCGGGCCAGCCCCGGGGCACAUGCGACGACCACCACCCCUGGGCCCCAGGAGGGCCCCGGGUCCUGAAGGCAAUGUGAGAAGCCUGCGGAAACGGCAGGCGCCAGGGCCAGGCGCAGCGAGACGCUGCGGCCCUGAGGCCGGGGGGCGCAGGGAAAAUAGGCAAAAGAGGAGAAUGGUGGCCCAGGCCACCCCUGGGAAAGACAAGGUGGAAAGAGACAAGUCGGUUGCGGCAUCAGGUGCUGAAAAGGCCGCAAGGCGUCGAGUGGAGGGGCCCAGGGGCCAGGUGAGCCCGUCAGACCGGCGAGGCGUACAAGCAGCAAAGGAGGCUGACCUCCGCUUGCAAACGGAAAGACACACCAAGGAAAAAAGAAAAGUUACUGAAGCCUCAAGUGAUGAUCCUGAGCCAGGGAUUGACCUGGUAAGAAAGGAAUCAUUAACCAGUUCGGAAUCUUUCCAAACAGUGGAAUGCUUGCAGUCUUUGGGUAAGGAAGGUAUAGUGGAAGGCAUUAAAAGAAGAAUUCGAAAUAAAAAACUUAAAAGCUUAGAAAACCCACCUCUCAAAAUAACAGAAAAUGAGGCUACACAAAAUAUUAAUGUUGAAUUCCAAGAUGAACUGUACAAGAAUACUCCAAAAUAUUCUUGUAACAUCUUGUCACCUGAAGUAGAAAAUAAUUCCAUUUUGAAAUUACAUGAUUGCAAUUGUUUCCCCCAUUCCAAGGGUUGUAAUGAUGAAAACAACCUGCCAUAUAAGCCUGAUGGUGGAUAUAUGCAUGUAGCAGAAAAUUCCUCAAAGCUAAAGAAAGAAAACCUUAGGAGUCUUGCAGAGAAGAGUGACACAAAUAGUAUUUCUCGGCUUUUACAAACCCAAGAAAGUGUAAUGGGAGUAAAUAAGUUACUACUAGAAGAGAGUGAUUUAUGCCAAAGUAAAACCAAUGACUUGCUUUCCUGCCUUCAACGUGAAAAAAAUAAAUACUCAAUAGAGGAGAGCAGUGUUGGGCGAAAAUCCAGGAAAAGAAUGAAGUCUGAAAAAGCAGGUGAAACAGUUACUGAGAUGAACUUUUCUGAGUAUAACAAGUCUGAGUUGAUGUUACAAGAAAACAAAAUGAUUGCUGAUGGUAAAGAAGCAGAGACUAAAGGUCCUUUAAAUGUUUUGAGAAAAGUAAGCCAUAAUACAGUCUCUCUGAUGGAUCAUUUAUUAAGUUUCCCAGAAACGGUAGGAAAAGAAACAAGUCCUGAAUAUCAUGUAAAUGCUGUGUGUCAGAAAACCAUUGAACCACUUUUGAAAGAAGAAACAGAGAAUGCUUCAGAGCCCUUAGGAUAUGAAAGCAUGGCACAGACAGAGGAUUUUAAAUCGAUGAAAAGCUCCAUAGGGAAAUCACCUAAUGAGUACCAUAUUGAAAAGAGAUCUUCACGGGAAUCUGAAGAAUUGAAGUUAAGCUGUCAGAGAACAAUACCUAUGACUGGUAAAAGAACUUGGCCUUAUUAUUCAUGUGCUAGAAUAUCUGCUUGGUGUUGGAAAAAGGCUUCCUUGCCAGAAUCAAGUUACUUUCUUCCUGGGUCUCAGGAAAGUUGUAGGCAAGGUGAUGUUCUUAAACACCAAACAAACCAGACCCACUUAACUGACUCCAAAUUAUUAUUACAAAGUUCCUUAACAGAAACAAACACUGAAUCUUCAAGUAAAGAAAAACUAGAUUCUAAUUCAAAUUGUUUGUCUUCAGUUUCUGCAAUAGAACCUACUUUAAUGAUUAUGAAGGAACCUAUAAUCAAGGAUGAUAAAAAGAUAAAAUCAGAGGAACUGAGCAGAAGUGGGUCAGAGGUAAUUUCUAACACUACUGAAGAUACUCAAUUAACCAGUGAGACUCAAAUCUUAACAGGAAAUAAAAAAAAAGAUAGAGGAAAUUUCACAAAACAAAAUUUGACAGCGACUUCCAAAGAUGAUCAGGAAGCAAAUAACUCUACAGGCAAAACUGUUCAUCGAAAAGCAUGCAUUGCUAAACAAACAUUUGUAGUUCCAGACUUGGUUAAAAUAUUGAACACAGGAAGGCUAACUAAUUUUAAAAUUCCUUUACUUAAGAAUAAAACAGAAAAAAGAAAAGAAAUAAAUGCCAAGUCAUCAGAGAGAGAACCUUACAGUCCUCUAGAACUUCUGGACAAUAUAUCUGGAGCGGAGGUAAGACAGAAUAGGAGUAAAGAAAAUAUCUCCAUGACAACAUUAGGACCUCAAACUUUGAGCAUACGAAAUAGCGUAGCUCCAGCGCAAGCUAGUUCUGAUUCAUUCCACAAUAAGAAUUCCUGUAGUAUUUUUCCAAGGUUUACAAAGCAAGGUAACAAUAACAAACCAUCUAAUCACAUCUCUGAACGAGGCAAUAUUGUGUCUAAUAAAGAAGUUGCUUCUCUCACAGUUGAAAAUAAUGCUUUUUCUUGUGAUCCUGGGUAUGUAGAGAAAAAUUCUUCCUUCAGCUGUAAUGAGCAAGAAACACUCCAACCAGUUUCCAGUGAAGUUAGUGGUAGAAAAAUAACUAAGAAUUUUUCAGAAAUCAAAGUAGGGUGUCCAGAUAUUCUUAAAGCAUAUGAAGAUGAUGUCCUCUUAAUUGAUGUAAUUCAAGAUGACCCAGACCUCUUUGGAGUCUCCAAUGAAGGAGAGCUCUCAUUUACUUCAGAGGUCCCUAGGAUAAGCCAGGAGCCCGGUGUUGCUGGAGAGCACCAAUCAACAGACUUCAAGUACGUGGAAACUCCAAUAAAAAAAGAACCAAGUGAUGACUUGAGAGAACUUUCUGUACUGGACUGUGGAUCGAUAAAGUCAGAGACCUGUACUUCCAACUCAGCAGCAAGUGAAAUAAGACAUGAUUCCAAAGAUGCGAACACUUCCUUAGGAAAAGUUGCUAAUGAGGCCUCUGAAAAUGAAACACUGGGAGACUUCAGUGAACAAAUAAAAGAUUCAAACUUGGAUGAAAAGCAUAGAUUUACAAACAAAGUGAUUACGAAAGAAGAAAAAGAAAACAUUUAUGAAGUGUGCAAAAGCAAAGAUUCUAGAAAUGCAGACAUUAUGGUUGGUGAAUGCCAGUUUGCAGCACCAGUCCCAAAACCUCUGUGCUUAUUAGUACCUCCUUUGAAUCUAAGUGGUCAUCAAGAAGAAACAAUACUGAAUACCUGGAUGAAUGAUUUCAGAUUUUUGGGAAAACAUUCUGUCCUAAAGCUGCAGAAUCCUGCAACUUGUGAAAUAGUUAAGAGGGAAAAAAAUGUGGGGGUGUUCCAGAAGUCCCUGGGGUUGAUGAUACCCUAUAAAUAUUGCAAAUUUCAUUUUAAUACGUUACGUGGCUGUGAGCGUCCACUGUGCAAGUUUGUUCAUGUGCCUGAACAAGGGGAUGAAAAGGUUUGCAUGGAUGUCCUGAAGCAAAGAAUAAAUGUAGAAAGUUUAUAUAUAUUUUCAUUUGCAGUAAACAUAUUUAUGGAAUACUACAGAAAGUUUCCCCCAGGUAUACACUUUGAUUUACAAGUGCUAAAUGACCUUCUAAAUUCUUUACUCAAACAUGGUUUAUUGAAAGAAGUAUUUCAAAUAAUGAACCUCAGCAUAAUGGUUAAAAUACAGCCUUCUCUGAAAAUAUUACUAAACAUAUUUGAGCAUGUGGCAACUAUGAAAUUAAGGAAUGCUGUACCUGCUUUAACUGAUAUAUUUUGCAAGCUUAUUGAAGCUGGGAUGGUCCUUGACCCAGAGCACUUUAACUAUAUUGUUAAGCUCUUAUACCAAGUACAAGCUUCCAAACAAGAAAUAACUGCAGUUCUGGAACUGAAAUCCAGGUUACAGAUGAGGCAAUUUAAAAAGAAUUGGAAGUGUGAUUUAGAUUCGGCCUUGAAUAAAUUAGAGCAUUGUAAAGAAAGAGGUGACUGGACCAGAUUGGGAAAAUUGUACCUAAAUGUAAAAAUGGGCUGUGAAAAAUUUGCAGAUUUUGAGACGUUUUGUGCUUGCAUUGCUAAAACACUUACAAAAAACUAUGAAGAAGAAAGACCAGAUGUUCCUUUUUGUGAAUUUGCUGAAACAGUUAGCAAAGAUCCACAAAACAGUAAAGUAGAUAAAAGUGUGCUGGGAAGAAUCGGAAUCAGUGCUUUGUACUUCUAUCACAAGCUGUUGCAGUGGUCCAAGGGAAGGAAGGUCUUAGAUAAACUAUAUGAAUUAAAAAUACACUUUACAAGUUUAAAAGGACUUAUAGGGCCUGAGAUGUUAGCAUCAAGAUGUCAGAUUGUGAAUGUUGCAGCAGAAAUUUUUCUAAAAAGUGGAAGCCUAAAUGGUGCCAUUUGGGUAAUGAGGGAGUCAGAAUGGAUAAUCGAUACGCCUCUGUGGCCUUGUGAUAGGCUGGAUGUGCUUAAUCGACAUAAUUUGCUCUGUACAAUUGCACAUGACAUCUUAGCCAAGAGCCUUUUUAGACAGGCAUUUGAAGUUUUACAGAAUCUACCAGGUUUUCAGAAUUCUCAAGAAACUGUGGAAGUCUCGCAAUAUAGCAUUCUUUUUAAUAAGCUUCUAGAUUCCUGUAUAGAAAGCAACAGUCUUGGUAUGUCAUCCUCUGUGGCAGAAUUCAUGAUUUCAAAGAGCAUACCUAUUGAUUUUUCCUUUCUUAGAAGAUUAAUUACUUCUUUAGGAAGGAGUUGUUUAUGGCUCAAAGCCAGAGCCCACUACAAAAGUGCUCUUUCCUUGGGUUGCUACCCACAACUGGAAGGAAAUUUAUACCGAAAACUUCUUCUAAUUCCAUCUUAUUUAUCUGAGAUUGAAAUGCUUUUAGCGAUUGAAAUCUUCAUGGUAUCUAAUGCUAGUAGUAUUCAGAGUCCUGGAACUUCUACACAGAUACUACAGAUAGUUUUGAAAAGGUGUGAAAACAACCAGUCUCGGAGGAAUGAUGAUUAUCAAGCCGCAGUGGAAAGGUUAAUUAUGGCUGCUCGUAUAUCAGAUCCAAAGCUUUUCAUCAAACACAUGACUGUCAAUGUUAAUAAGGAACAAGUUUAUAGUUUGGAACAUUGUUCUGCCCUGAAAUGGUUAAAUGAGAAUAUGAAGUGGGCUGGAAAGGUUUGGCUUUUCAGUAAUCAUUAGUUAAUUUAUUAGUCUGCUCUUUUUUUUUUUUAAGUUCAAGUAAUCAUUGUUGAAAAUAAAAGGCAAUAAAAAUAAAGACAGUUUCACUA
Messenger RNA from Cebus imitator (Panamanian white-faced capuchin), 5323 nucleotides. RefSeq names its product testis and ovary specific PAZ domain containing 1 (gene TOPAZ1). The record is from RefSeq and is a predicted model, not a curated record. The coding region runs from base 174 to 5234 and encodes 1686 amino acids. Gene Ontology annotation, biological process: spermatid development; spermatocyte division. The transcript is spliced from 21 exons. NCBI's taxonomy places the organism in Eukaryota, Metazoa, Chordata, Mammalia, Primates, Cebidae.